GUACCCCCCGAGCCCCCGUAUCCGGGUACCUAUCUAUUCGUUCAUCUAUGCUCGAUACUGCACCCACCACAGAACACGAAUGUGCUAUGUUCAUACUCGGCUACCUGUUGACUCUGUAGAUACCCCAGUAUGUAGCCCAAGCGGACGAAUUCGCAGUACGAGUAGCCUGUCUAUAAACACACAUAGGCUAUAGCCCAUUCGGCGUUGCCAGCUCUCAGAUCCGCAGAUCCUGGUUCAUGCUGUUCAUUACUUGCAUCCAGUGGAAAGUUCCAUUUCAAAUUGUACAUCUAUUACACAUUGUACGAUGAUUCACUUACACAUUUGACCAAUGACCAUAAUGAUUAGUGAUAUGUUUCCUAAAUAGUUUAACUCCGAUAAGCCGUGCUCGGCUGUGAAGUCAUCUUCGAUUACGAAUCGAUGGAAAGAGCCAUGCGAUCAUGCUAUCAUCAGCGGGGUAAGAGCAACUCAUCGAGCAAUUCACAUAAAUCCCUCUCAACCCCUCUCCACCUCAUCUCAACUCCACCCAAUUCAUGACAGGUCGCCUUCAACAACUUGCACACAUUUUCAAAAUGGCACCACGACCAGAUAUCCACCUUUACACAGCUCAGACUCCUAAUGGAAUCAAGAUCUCCAUUACUUUGGAGGUAAAACCCUAUCUCAUAUUCAUGGUCUGAGAAGCACGUUUUUGUAACAUGAUCAUAUUGAAUAUACACUUAGACUACUCACCACUUAACUCCAAAAUAUCCUCUGACUCUGAUGAUUGAUGAUCUAGGAACUCGGCCUACCUUACAAGGUCACCAACAUCGACAUUUCCAAGAACACCCAAAAGGAGCCUUGGUUCUUGGAGAUCAAUCCAAAUGGUGCGUGAGACUUUCAACCCAUUUCACUGAUUUUGGGUAUGCUCGAGUGGGGGUCGAACUUUUUUCUUUGAAGACGCCUCAUCGACCUUGCGAACCUUGCACAAAGAAAAGACCCAAACUGACUCUAGGCCAGGACGAAUUCCGGCUUUGACUGACACUUUUGAGGAUGGAAAAACGAUUCGUCUAUUUGAGUCCGGUUCAAUUCAACAAUACCUGAUCGAUCAAUAUGACAAGGAUCACAAGAUCUCCUACCCAAAAGGAACCCGAGAGUACUAUGAGGUGAACAACUGGUAAAAUUCACAUUUCCAGCUUGCGAUUUAUCUCUUAGGCGAAGACAACGAGUACUGACUAUCACCAAGGCUUUUCUUUCUCAACGCUGGUGUUGGCCCAAUGCAAGGACAAGCAAAUCACUUUUCGAGAUAUGCACCCGAGCGCAGUAGGUGAUUUUUGUAUUCUGCUUUCCAGACAAUUAGUGCAACUUCUUAUUUCUGUUACAACUGGUGCUUUUGGCAACAAAUUAGAAUGUCUUGACUUUUUGGUUUCGAGAUAUUUGCACAUGACUCCUACCGCUGGGAGCAAUUGCUAACAACCAUAGUCGAAUACGGCGUCAAACGCUACACAAAUGAAACCCGUCGCCUUUACGGUGUCCUUGAUACCCACCUCGCCAAAUCCACCUCUGGAUAUCUUGUAGGUGAUAAAUGUACCAUCGCAGAUAUCGCACAUGUAUGUAUCAUUUGCCUUCAACCCACCCAUACUCUCACUACAUCAUAUCUAACAUCAAAAGUGGGGCUGGGUCACAGCUGCUGGCUGGGCCGGAGUUGCAAUCGACGACUUUCCCAACUUGAAAGCUUGGGAUGAUCGCAUGCUUGCUCGUCCUGGUGUUGAGAAAGGAAGACAUGUCCCUAGCCCCCAUACGAUCAAGGAGCUUCUCAAGGAUAAGGAGGCGUCGGAUGCUGCAGCUGCGAAGGCUAGGGAGUGGGUUCAAUCUGGUAUGGCUGCUGAUGCUAAGAAGUGA
This is a messenger RNA of Hymenoscyphus albidus, 1875 nucleotides long. Lineage: Eukaryota; Fungi; Ascomycota; Leotiomycetes; Helotiales; Helotiaceae. The record is from the annotation of a GenBank genome assembly.